GGGGCUGAGCUCUGUUGCCUGGAGCUGGAGGUAAAGAGCGUGAGGUACAACCAGGACUGCAGUCUACGUGGAUCAAAAUCAUCCCAACGGAGAUGUUUGGAAUCCCCAUCAGCCAGGACUCUCGCUCGAAAAGAACGAGAAGGGAAGAUGGCUCCUCCAGAGCUGUGCUGAGAAACCAACACCACAACAUCUCCUCGGUGAGUGCUGACCCAGCCUGGUUUGUGGGGAAGAUCAGAAACGCUGGCUGAUGGCCAGGCAAAACUCCACUUACACAGAAUUCCCACAGACUUGUCUUCAGAUUGUUCUCUCCUGUGGUUUUCUUUGGCUGUUACUUUAAAAAUGCAUGUGUGCUCUGACUCGCAGCGUAUCCGGCUGCAUUAGCUCUGCAUUACUUCUCCUGAGGUCCACGUUUAGAUGGUAGAAACCACCUCCUGACUCAAUAAGAAGCAAAAGCAGCUCAGGGCAGAAGGCUUUCGAGGAGGGAACCCUGAGGGCUUGGGCAAGAGGCACCUUCGCAGCCUCGCUGCUCUUUUGUGUGAGGCUGAUCGAACGUUUCAUGUGUGUGGUUUAGUUUGAAAAAAAGCCCAACCCUCCAAUGCAAUCUGUGCUCUAAUUUGAGGACACCAUUUAGUGAUUUUAAUUGUGUGACAGUAUUUCGGUAUUUUCAAUACCCAGUAGUAGGUUAAUGACUGUUCCUUGAAAAACGGAGUUUAUAUAACACAAGUCAUUACAUAAGGAGGCUGAUUGUGGCCUGAGGAGCAGAAGGAAAACAAAUAUGCAAGGAUGCAAAAUGUAGAACAAGCAAACUUCACUUGGAUGGCCCUGAGAAGCCGAAAAUAAUAAUUGAUAGUUGGGUUCCAGCAAGGUGAAACUCACCUUGGAGAAGGCUUGGAGGAGAAAGCAUUGCACGACACAACUUGACGGCCAUCAAGCUACGUUCUACCACGCAUUUCCCACGUGGUGCCUGGAAUCUCUCCCGUUUGUCCAGGUUGUGUGGUUGGUAUUAAAGACAACAACGUGCAAGCAAAAAGUUAUUGGCUGCCCACUUUAUUUACUUUUAUUAAGCUCUUCAACAUGGCCUGAGUUUGGAAAGGGGAAAAAAAAACAUGGGAGAAGCUGGAGCGUGACCUUUGCCUUGGACCUUACAUCUCUGGUUUGAUAGGAUGAAGUGGUAUGGGGGUCAUUUCUGUCGCAGGAGUGAGAGCUGCAUCCCUCCAGGUUUCUUAGGGAGACAAGUCCAGGGGAGACUCUUGGCAGAGGGUGGGAAUCGCUGUUGCCAGGAUGCUCCAAGAAGAGCUGGACACCUACAGCCUUCCUUGGGGGAGUCUUCUUGGAGGACCCCAACUCCAAGUGGGAAACAGAGGACAAAGAGGGGUGCGGGGGGCGAUGAAGCUGGAACGCUGGGGACCCCACACCCGCUAAGGGCUCGGAGGGCUUCCCACCCCAUCCCAUGGGAUGCGUGGAGGAUGAUGCCGACCCCGGGCGGGAGGAAGGGCGGGGUGAGGCUGCCGUAUGGGACUCAAAAAUGCGGCCAAACGGCGCUGCUGGGGUUUCGCUCGGGAAAAAGCUGUGCGGCUGCGAGGCGGGAGAAGCAGCCCCGCAAGGGCAGGACAGCAGCAGAGCCACCGCCACCACCACCACCACCACCGCUCGCCAUGAGCCGCGCUGGGAGCAGCGCCCUCCCCACGUAGAGUUGACCAGAUGCCUUGGUUAUGGGCUCUUACAGGCAAUAGCUUGCUUGAUGGACAUGAAUGCGUUGUUGGACAGAUUUCACAAUUACAUCUUACCGCAUCUGAGAGGGGAAGACCGAGUUUGUCACUGCAACUGUGGAAGGCAUCAUGUCCAUUACGUUAUUCCGUACGACGGGGAUCAGUCGGUGGUGGACUCCUCGGAGAAUUACUUUGUGACUGACAAUGUAACCAAGCAAGAGAUUGAUCUGAUGCUGGGACUUUUGCUGGGCUUUUGUAUAAGCUGGUUUCUGGUGUGGAUGGACGGGGUUCUCCAUUAUGCAGUGCGAGCCUGGAGAACGAGCCGACGGUAUGACAAUUCCUGGUCUUGGAUUCCAAAGUUUUGUAACUUGAAGGAGUUCAGAAAACGUCACCACAGGCAGUACGAAGAGGCGACUGGGAACAUGGUGCACAUCAAACAGAAGCUGUACCAUAACGGGCACCCCAGCCCCCGGCACCUCUGAGGAACGCCUUCCUCUCCAGAGACUGCAGUGAGGUUUUAAAAAGGACUUUGCUCUUCUUCCAAGGGAACAGCGAGUUGUUUGCUCCUCUGUGGAAGCCAGCCGAGGACACAAUUUUACUUAUCCAUCCCGUGUGUCCCCGUGGCACACCACGAUGCACAACUAAGCCAGUCCUGGAUGCUACGCAGCCAAGACAUUGCACUGUGUUCCACGUAUUAUUGUCAGACUUGUGUAUAUAUGUAAAAAGCAGACAAACAAACAAACAGAAAAAAGAGAAAAGAGACUUGCAUUAUACUUUCAAACCCCUUUUUCCUGGCAUUCACGGCUGUCCUGCACAUCCAGCUACCCGACGGGGAAUGUUGGCCAAGGGUAUGGAGGUGGGACAACAUGAAGAAGACGCAGUUUCUCAUCCAAGAGCUCGAGUCCCCCGUUUCUUUGGUUUUUCGGCUUGGUUUUGCUUUGCUCUGUCCCUUCUGUUGCUGGAAUGGCUUGGCUGGUCACAGGUUUGGACGGGGACUGCUGCCAGCCGGUUGUGAAGGCACAGUGUCCCUUUUGCUUUGGUUCAUGGUUUUAGGGAGUUGCCGUGGGGGAAGGAAUUCCUCGUAAUAUGGAACUGAUUUGUUCUUUGCGUCGCUAUACAAUGAAACCUGCCUUAAGCAAUCCAAGAAGUCCUAGUGCCAGGGAACAGCGCUGUGAGGUAUCGGUCUGUUUAACAGGGAUGGUGCCGCCUGGUUUACACCACUUCCAUCUUGGUGGUCCCUUGCUGCUGUCGGUGCUGUUGUUCUUCACUGAUGCUAGAGAAUCGCUCCUGAUAGGCGAGGAGAAGUGUAUCGUGUGGAAUGGUGUUGGACUUGUGCCCUGAUCAGACCCCUCUGCUGCAUAAUCCCCCCCCCACCCCUCGCCUGGGAGGAAGGGAGCUGCUCUCCCCCUCUUCGUAGAGGGUGAGGCUGAGGCUCUGGUUGAUGCCAUCCUGGAAAACCUGAUGGUGCAGUGAGAGGGUCCUGUUAACAAUCUCACUCUUUCUGCCCCUGAACAGUCACUUAUGCUCUUGUGUUACUGCUCUGAACUGGAACAGCACAUCAGCAGCAGGCUGGGCUUGGCUUGGGGAACACCGAGAGACGUGAGCCUGAAGCCAAACUCAGCUACAGAGUCAAAUGUCCCAGUGAUGGGUUAAAUCAAAGUAUGAGGAUACUCCAGCUUGGUUUUGCCUUUGCUUCUCCUGGUUGCAGCUUAGGUGUGGGUUUCAAGGUAGCCAUCAAGUGUCUGAAACCAAUGUCUGCAUCCUUCACUCCUAGUUGCCUGAAGGAGCGUUGCUUGAUAAAGCCCUCGUGCUCCUGGAGUGCAGGGGGAUGCGAGUCCUGCGGUAGUCGUGUUCUGCUGGGGAGAGAAGCAAUUGUGCCCAGCCUGCAUCGCUUUUGCACAUGCGGAGCAGCAGCCGGCUGUAGUCCUGCUGGCUGCGUGGGAAGAGGAAGGUUUUUAUCACUAGAAAUAAGGGAGGGAGAUGCUAGCCCCAAGAAUUCAAGGUGGUAGCCCUAAAUCCCAGUCAUUUUGCCCUUUCCCCCUUCAUUUUGUAUUGAGAGGGCUUGUGGUUAAAUGGGGAAAACACCCAGAACAAAAGGAUGAUGAACACUCUCAGAAACUGCUGUUUUCUUCUACGGAUGGUGGUGCCGACAGUGGCCUCCUCUUGUCUGAAUGCGAUGCCUGGGAAGGGAGAAGGACACCACGACUCCCUGCUCUUUUUCUUGCUGCUCCAGCUUCUGUGUCUUGGGUUUUGGUUUUUUUCCCCAUGGUUUCCUAUGCCCUGCAAUCAGUUUGAUUAUUUACAAGCCCCAAAGCCGGCCGAGAGCCAAACCAACGCGCUCUCUGCCAUUCCUCCCUUUGCUGUUCUCCAGUGCCUCUCGUCUUGAAGCCCCAGUUUCUGUCUGGGUAUAAAAGCCCGGUCUAUACUUACGUCUGUCCGCUUGACUGUCUGUCAUUCUGGACUCCCCAUGGCCACAAUGUCUGCAGCUGCCCUUUAGUAGCUAAAGAACGACUUUUCCUUGGGCAGCAACAUUCCAAGCCCCACGGCUUUGCAGCCUCCCUCACUGGAGGAGCUUCGUGCGUUUGACCAUAUGGGCUCGUCCUCAAGCGGCACAAGAUACUGCUCACUUCAAUGGAGCGUUACUCCUCGAGAUCUGGCCAAACAGCUGUUCUCUUUGCCUUUGUGCGAUGCACACGCUUAACUGACAGUGAAGAAUAAGCGCUGGAUUAUAAAACAGGUCCAUUGCACGGAUAAGUCUUCAGGUGGGCCAACGUCUUGCAGGGGAGAAAGUUCCAUUGUGGUGCAGACAGAUACUGAGUCUCUGGAACCAGUUGUGGGGGACAGGGGGGGCAAAAAGCACUUUAAAUAAUCUUUCCACUUGGUGCCUCUCAUAAGAGAGACUUAAGGCAGUGACUCAAGCUCAGACCGAGCUGGGAGUCUGGUUCUGCCCCGUGCCGGCAUCCGCCCUGAGCUGAGAUACCAUUAAAUAGGAAACGUACAGCUGGUGAGAGCGAAGGGAUGGCUCACACUGACUAAGUCUGAUCCACACCAGAAUUCCAGAAGGAUAUGAAGCUCUCGAAGAAGGUAAAAGAAAAAAUAUCCUACCUGGCCCACAUUCCCAUUGUUUAAGAUGAGAUAUCUUUUUUUUUCCUUUAAGCUGCUGUGGCUGAGCUGUUGCCAUGCAAGCCUCCCUCUUGUUUGUCAAAGAAGAAAACAAAAGAUACUCUCAGUGCAAUUGAAUUUACUGGGAGUAAUUAACUGGUGUUUUAAUUAAUUAAAAGGAAACAAGAAACACCCUCAUAGAGCAAGGUUUGUCCCAGCACGCACUAAACCAAUGGGAAUAAUCUUGGGGAGCUGCUUCAGCCCUUGGUUCCCAUCCUUAGUAACGAAGGGGCGAAGUUCCUUCCUUCCCACGCGGUGAGGGCAGCUCCAGCUCCUCUCCAGCAGCUCUGUGCGCGGGUGAUUCCAAACAGCUUGACCGAGACACGAGGUCAGAUUCCCGGUGCGAGGUGCCUUUGGUUUCCGAGUGGUGGAAGCUCCUGUAGGUUUGACCCCAGGGAGUGGAGAUGAGGAGGUGUGGGGAUGGGACCUCUUCGCGCACCAGGGCUGCCGUGGUGGGAGCUCCCUGCGCUGGGGUCCUCUGGGCCAUUUCACCCGCGGCGUUGCGCAGAAAAUGAGUGGUUUUUUCCCCACAGCUGAGUGUCUGCCUUAUCUCCUCUUUGGGCAACAAGACACCAAAGCCCUACAGAAGGUGAUACAGGCAGCUGUGUUUGGAGUAUUGCAAACCCUGGUCCCAGCGUUUUAUUGCCCGCUCUCUCUCUGCUUGACAUCCGCACUCUUGUCCCUAUCCCACCCCCUCGAUUCUGCUCGAGGUGUGAGCCCUACCAGCACUGUCUGACUUCGUGGUCUCUUGUUCCUCUGUCCAAGUGAGGUUGCUACCGUUGCUCGCAGCUCAGUUGUCUGUAAAGUCUGCCGUUGCACUGUCGUCUUCUCCCGUGCAUGUGUUCGUUCUGCUUUCGUCUGGUCGUGGGGGUGUUUUCUCCUUGUUUAAUUGUCUGAGAUAUACUAGUGUUGACUUGUUCGUUGUCCUCUUGCCUCUGAUCCAGUCUUCACGCACCAAAAAAAAAACCAAACCAACCAACCAACCAAAAAAAAAACCCCCACGGAUUGAAACAAAACCCAAACCCAGCAACAACCCCAAAGGAAAAAAAGGGAUCGGUUGGGGGAAAGGGACUUUGGCAGCAGGGAGUUGACACAACAAGGUCAGGGCUAGGCCAGGAUGCUGGAAGGAACCUUUGGAAGAGCAAAACCACAGGUUUGCGAGGCUCACAGCUGGCAGCUGCGUCUGUAGUGGCAGCUCCGUGGGGACAAAGGAGUGGGAGGUGCGCACCGUGUCCUCGCGCUCAUCGCCAGAUGCUUUGAGGGAGGCUUCUGCAGAAUUAGACAGUGGGGGGAAUCUUGUGCCACCUCAGGAGGGGCUAUUUUUAGAGCUUAAAACUGUAUGUGCUGAUUCUCCAGGGCUGGGAUUGGCACUGGAAACACUCCCCUGCAGGGAGUGCGGGGCAGGGGACAGCUUAUCUGCCGGGCAGGGACACGGGACCGCUGGUUCUGCCCUGGGGUGGAGUGAAGGUGAGGCACCUCUUAGGCUCAGUGGUGCCCAGGAGAGCACGGAGAAGGAAGCAAACUUAAGGGGGUGGGAAACACCCAUGCCAGGCUUGCAACCUCCAUGGGGCAAAAGAGGAGGAACCAGGGGGGUAGAAAAUGUGGGCAGGUGUAAGGAGGAGCUCUGCAGCGACUCUGGGCUGCUGUGUCCUUCCUCAGCUCUCAGGACACCGUUCCAGUCGUGUGUGUGUGUGUGUCUGUGUGUUUCUAUCCGUGUGCGUGUCACCACCUGCUCACUGCAUGGAGCCCAUUCCUCUCCUCCAGUUCCCCCCCGUUCGUUUGCACCCGUUUCUUCUCCAAGGGGGUUGCUGGGUUUUGUCACCUCUUCAAGCUGAGCUCUGGGAUUUCCCCGGAGGGGCUCAAUCCUGCACCCUCCGCUCUCCAUGACAAAGGCAGUGGAAACUCUUGCAGGACGGAGCACACAGGUUAGGGAGAGAGAUUUAUUUCAAUACAAGAUCACAACUUGGAGUGCUGUUUUCCGUGAUGGUUAAUCCUUCUUUUGUUUUGUUUUUUUUUUCCUGCGCUCAAACCAGUUUUGCACACAUCAGACAGGGAGAGGUACAACAGAUACGAACAGAGAGAGAGAUUAGGCUCUGCUCCGAGUCUAAUCACGGAGUAAUCUCUACUGUGGUUGAAAAGCAAUAAUGGCUAAUUUAUUUCUAUUAAAUACACUUGCACGGGCAAACGUCACCUCCGGUUUAUGUUCUCCGUGCUGGGAGUCGUGACAAUGCUGUGCCGGAGCGAAGGGGAGCAGCCGAAGGCCGCCGAGAGCUCGGGGGUGGGAGACAAUAGAAAAAAAAGCACACUGUGAUUUUAUUUGGGUCAACGAGUGAGUGUAUUUCAGCCAUUCCUUCCCUUUCAAGAACAUGUUUAUAUCAUAGAUAUCCAGUUCAGCUCCUGAAACUAAGC
This is a messenger RNA of Cuculus canorus (common cuckoo), 7280 nucleotides long. It is a transcript of the gene TMEM240, whose product is annotated as transmembrane protein 240. The coding region runs from base 1451 to 2191 and encodes 246 amino acids. The transcript has 4 exons. The record is from RefSeq and is a predicted model, not a curated record. Lineage: Eukaryota; Metazoa; Chordata; Aves; Cuculiformes; Cuculidae.